Molecule: messenger RNA, 664 nt
Organism: Leptopilina heterotoma
Lineage: Eukaryota; Metazoa; Arthropoda; Insecta; Hymenoptera; Figitidae
Exons: 1
Coding region: 245-556 (103 amino acids)
Source: RefSeq, a predicted model, not a curated record
UUUGUGCAAUUAUUUUGCAUCUGCGCAACCAUUUUUGAGCAAUUUUUUCCAUCUGCGCAACUGUUUUUGCGCAUUUAAGGUGGGAAUAAUUUUACAUUUGCGCAACUGUUUUUGCGCAUUUAGAGUGGGAUGGGGAUGAUUUUUUGGUAUAAAAGAGGGCCAAUUCUAAAACAAAAAUCAUUCAACCUACUCCGAGUUUGGUGGAAAGCAUCUCCGAGAACAUCACCAGGAACCUGAAAUAAACAUGGAUCUACAGAGAAUUAAUGCUGUUGGGCGGAUGGAGAAAUUCCUGCCGACGAAGCCGCUGUCUGAGCUGACUCCUGGAAGCCAAUUUGCUGUCACAAUGCUGCGCAAGGUCCAAACAAAGUAUGGAGAGAGAAUUGUUGCCGAGUUGAACAAAAGUUUCAACGUGUUCCUACCUGCCCGGUUUGCAAAAGCUUUUGAAGUUGACAACACCACCUGGAUGUCAAUGCAGGAAGCAGCAAAUAACAAUAAGUUGCAAAUGAUUUACCUGGGAGGUGUUUAUAACAAUAUUGAAUUUAAUAUUAAUGUGUAAAUCUUCUGUAUAAUUAUUAAUAAUUUAAAAGUUUACAUGUUUAUAUGUAUUUAUGUGUUCAUACUUUAAUAAAAAAAAUCAAUUGACAAUUUAAUUUACAUUGUUUUU